GGGCGGGGCGGGCCCGUGCGGACUCCAUGCGGGCUCGCGGGGUCGUCAUGGCGGAGCCGCCGCAAGUGCGGGUACAGGAGGCCGUGGACACCAUGGUGAAGAGUCUGGAGAGAGAGAACAUCCGGAAGAUGCAGGGACUCAUGUUCCGGUGCAGCGCCAGCUGUUGUGAGGACAGCCAGGCUUCCAUGCAGCAGGUGCACCAGUGCAUUGAGCGCUGCCAUGCACCUCUGGCACAAGCUCAGGCUCUGGUGACCAACGAGUUGGAGAAGUUCCAGGACCGCCUGGCCCGCUGCACCAUGCAUUGCAACGACAAAGCCAAAGAUUCCAUAGAUGCAGGGAGUAAGGAGCUUCAGGUGAAGCGUCAGCUGGACGGUUGUGUGACCAAGUGUGUUGAUGACCACAUGCACCUCAUCCCGACUAUGACCAAGAAGAUGAAGGAGUCUCUCGUAUCCAUUGGGAAAUAAAAGUCUUUGCCAGUGGCCAUCGGGGCUGAGGGCAAGA
Microcebus murinus (gray mouse lemur) is the source of this 501-nucleotide messenger RNA. NCBI's taxonomy places the organism in Eukaryota, Metazoa, Chordata, Mammalia, Primates, Cheirogaleidae. The record is from RefSeq and is a predicted model, not a curated record.